Molecule: messenger RNA, 2294 nt
Organism: Catharus ustulatus (Swainson's thrush)
Lineage: Eukaryota; Metazoa; Chordata; Aves; Passeriformes; Turdidae
Gene: CALCRL
Product: calcitonin receptor like receptor
Exons: 13
Coding region: 127-1530 (467 amino acids)
Biological process (GO): adenylate cyclase-activating G protein-coupled receptor signaling pathway; angiogenesis; cell surface receptor signaling pathway
Cellular component (GO): plasma membrane
Molecular function (GO): calcitonin gene-related peptide receptor activity; adrenomedullin receptor activity; calcitonin receptor activity
Source: RefSeq, a predicted model, not a curated record
GAUCCGCGAUCGCAGCGCGCUGUGCGCUCCGGCAUCCAGCUCGGCGCGGGCUGCGGGAAAACCUCCCCUCCUUUUCGUUUGAGUUCAUUCAGCUACAACAUAAAAUUGACUGCACCAGAUAUAAAAAUGGCAAAAAUCUGGAUCACAUUUUUUCUGCUCUUCUUAUCGGUUACUAUGUUCUUUGCCACUGCUACUCCAGCUGAGGGACAUCAGAACACCUCAGUGGUCUUUGCCCAGCUGAGUGUCACACGGAAUAAAAUCAUGACAGCACAGUAUGAAUGCUACCAGAAGAUUAUGCAAGAUCCUAUUCACAAGAAAGAAGGUCCUUACUGCAACAGGACCUGGGAUGGCUGGUUGUGUUGGAGUGACGUUGCUGCUGGGACCGUGUCAGUGCAGCGCUGUCCUGACUACUUUCAGGAUUUCAACCCAUCAGAAAAAGUUACCAAGAUCUGUGAUCUAAAUGGGAAUUGGUUUAGACACCCAGAAAGCAACAGGACGUGGACAAACUACACCCAGUGCAAUAGCCAUACCCAUGAAAAAGUGAAGACUGCUCUGAACUUGUAUUACUUGGCCAUCAUCGGACACGGUCUUUCAAUUGUAUCCCUUCUGAUUUCUCUUGGCAUAUUCUUUUAUUUUAAGAGCUUGAGUUGCCAAAGGAUUACCCUGCAUAAAAAUCUGUUUUUCUCUUUUGUUUGCAACUCUGUUGUAACAAUCAUUUCACUGACAGCCGUUGCCAACAACCAGGAAUUAGUUGCAACUAACCCAGUUAGUUGCAAAGUGUCACAGUUCAUCUACCUGUACCUGAUGGGUUGCAACUACUUUUGGAUGCUGUGUGAAGGCAUUUACCUGCACACUUUGAUUGUGGUGGCUGUGUUUGCUGAGAAGCAGCACUUGAUGUGGUAUUACCUUCUUGGCUGGGGUUUUCCACUGAUCCCUGCCUGCAUACAUGCUGUUGCAAGAAGUUUAUAUUACAAUGACAAUUGUUGGAUCAGCUCUGAUACUCAUCUGCUUUACAUCAUCCAUGGCCCUAUCUGUGCUGCUCUCUUGGUGAACCUUUUCUUCCUGCUGAAUAUCGUCCGUGUUCUCAUCACCAAGCUGAAAGACACCCACAAGGCAGAGUCCAACCUGUACAUGAAAGCAGUGAGAGCCACCCUGAUUCUGGUGCCACUGCUUGGCAUCGAGUUUGUGCUGUUCCCAUGGCGACCCGAGGGCCGGAUCGCCGAGGAGGUGUACGACUACGUGAUGCACAUCCUCAUGCACUACCAGGGUCUACUGGUGGCUACAAUUUUCUGCUUCUUUAAUGGCGAGGUGCAGGCGGUGCUGAGGAGGCACUGGAACCAGUACAAGAUCCAGUUUGAGCACAGCUUCAGCCACUCGGACGCCAUGCGCACGGCCUCCUACACCGUGUCCACCAUCAGCGACGUGCAGGGCUACGGCUACGGCCACGACUGCACCAGCGAGCACCUCAACGGCAAGGGCUACCACGACAUGGACAGCGUGGCACUCAAGACUGAGAAGCUCUAUGGCUGAGAGCUGGCUGGGCUCCUUCAGUGACUUCAUGGCCAGAAGACCUCACCUACCUUGGGAUGUGUUUAUUCUGAAUGAUGCAAGCUCAACCAACACGUUUCUCAUACAUAUGUGUGUGUGUGUAUAUGUAUAUAUAUACACAGACAUGCAUAGAUAUGUAUGUUUGUGUUUCUGUGUAUCUAUACAGUAUGGACAUCUGUACAUAUAUAUCUAUAUAUGUAUGUGCAUUUAUAUAAGGAUACAAACUUUGCCUCUUCAGUUUCUACUGUGUAGACAAAGUUGGCAAAUUUUUGUACAAAGGGAAUCAAUGAAGGAUUUCUUAUUUUCUUGGAAGUUUGUAUAAGACUGUGCUGUGUUGAAGCCACUUCAUUUGCCUAUACAAUCUUAGAGUGUAAAUACCAUACUCUGUUGUCUUAAUUCAACCUAAAAUAGAAUGAAGCAAAAUGGUUUAAGUAGGUGCAAUAAUAACAUGAAGUUUUCCAGGUUCUUUUUUUUGGUUCAGCAUUUGUUGGGCUGCCAGAAAAGCCUGACAGGUUGUCUGAGGUAACAGAUUCAAAGGUAGAUACCGCAGUUUUGGUUAAAGAGAUUGAUGCUUUGAUUUGUUCUCUUCCCACUGUUUUACACCAAGCACAGAGACACCACUUCCAGUGUUAGCCUUGAUGUACUUCUGUACUGCAAUGUAAUAUCUUGCACCAAGAUUUGAGCAAUUUUAUUUAAGCUAUUUCAGGAUAUUCAGAAGUGUCUCCUUCUCCUAAAUUGUAUGGGUU